This is a messenger RNA of Paramuricea clavata, 1844 nucleotides long. The record is from the annotation of a GenBank genome assembly. Lineage: Eukaryota; Metazoa; Cnidaria; Anthozoa; Malacalcyonacea; Plexauridae.
AUGGGAGCUGGAAAUUCCACAAGAGAAAUACCAUACUCAGUGCAGGUAUAUAUUUUAAUUUCUAUACACUUCUAUGCUUUAUGGAUUUCUGUUUCUUUAUUUACCAGUGUCUGGAGCCAGAGUAUGAGGGGUUUUAUGGCACGGUACUAACAAUAAGAGGUCUGACUUGCGAUAAAAACGUAAGGUAGUUUCUGCUUCCCAUACUUGUCGGCCAUGUUCUCAGCAAGUGCCCUGGGGAGAGGCAUGCACAUCCCCCCCCCCCCGGUACAUUAAAUUCUCAAUAUAUUUUCAUUGGGUGAUGGCCUCUCUUUAGGGCACUCGCUAAGAAAAUGACAGACUGAAAAAACCCUUGAGCUGAAGUGAUGGGGAAUAAUUUCAAAUUUAUAGCCUUGAUUUUACUACAGACAGGAUCAUCAAGUCGCAUCUGUCCGACAGGUCAUGUUUGUGAGAGGGGCUUUAUAGGGAAGAGGGCUAACUCUGGGACCAGAUACCCAAGCUAGCUUGGUUUACAGACAGAAAUUUUGCCCAUGCGUAAUUAGUACACAAUCGUGAAACUCCAGGCUGGCCGGCUCACACAACAAUAGGGGUGCACCGGAUUUGGAAUUUUCAAAUCCGGCCGGAACCGGAUUUACCGGAUUUGGACAAAAAUUCUGGCCGGAAUUCCAGCCGGAUUUGCCAGAUUUAAAAUAAACCGGUAAUGGGGACAAUUGUGGAUAAAUCAGUAUUCAAAAUGGCGAUUUAUGUUUUUUACUAUUUUUAGUUAGUGUCAGUUUAGAUUUUUGAUUGUGUUUAAACCUUUUUUAAAUAUUUUUUUGUUAAUAACUUAAUAUUUUAUAAUAAUAUAAGUGUUUUUUAAACUCUAAAGCUGCCAAAUUGAUGGUUUAUCCCAUUCUUGGUGAAUUUUUUUAAGGUGAAAACAAAAAUUUUAAUCCGGCCGGAUUUUCUCCAAAUCCGGCCGGAUGCCGGAAAAUUUGUUAAAUCCGGCCGGAAUUCCGGCCGGAUUUGAAAUCCGGUGCACCCCUACACAACAAGCCCACCUGAGCAAACCUUCCUGGUAACUAGGUUUAUCUAAUGAAAAUACCUAGCCUGGUUUAGCUGAGAUCCACCUGGGGUUAUCAAUUCGAGGUAAGACCAACUUCACUGUGUAACUCAGGUGGUUAACAAAUUUAUAUAAAAAUAAUAAUAAUGGGUCAUUACAGAAAACAUCCAGAAUUCCCAAUUGGAGGAAUUUAGAAGUUAAACCUUUUACCAGCCCCUUUGGAUGUCCAAGUACAUUUUGCCAUUAUCGGCAGUACAUCCCCCCUCUGAAUGACAGAAAGUACCUAGGGGGGGGGGGGGGUUUCAUUGCUUCAUCAAAAUAAUACCAAUAAUAAAUGAAUUUAUUCAAGGAAACAGUUCCUGCCAUAACCAAACGUACCAUUGGUAAACUGAUUGUGAAAUAUUGUGGCAACGAAGGACGGGUGGAUGACCCAGACUUGUAUGUAACACUGAGACAAAUGCUACAAGCGACCAUCACAAAACUUGACGCAGAGUCACCAGAAACAUGGAAAAAUGCAGAGAUAGUUAUUUACGAUCAGCGUGGUAAUGACUUUUGUAUCCGAUCUGGCGACGCUGAAAAUAAAUUUGUGGUUCAAUUGGACGAAAAGGAUGAGAUUAAUAUAAUGUGUACAGAUAGGAAGAAACAGAGUAUUUAUCGUUGGGUGAUGUCAUUCAAGAUUGGUAUGCCUAGUUUUCUUACCAACCCAGCUGCGAUUGAAAACAGCAAUGCUUCGACCAGUCCAACUUUGAACGAAGAUGCUGAGAAUAGUUCUCAACAAACUGAAGAUUUGCUCAAUAUAGAUUAG